AUGCCAUCCGCAAGAGAGCAGCUAGCAGCAAUAAGGACGGAAGUUCAAGCGAAUGACGCACCGAAGCUGACAGCCCCACACGAGCAGCGGGAGCAGCUCGACGAAGGAACGCUAAUGCUGCUAGAGACCGCCAUCACCGCGCUGGAUGCGAACGAACCCCAGCUGGCCGUCGCGGGAGAAUGCCUCAAGAUCGCUCACCGCCGCCUUAAGUGCUACUCCGUUGCUCUGGCCAAGGCGGGCCCAGGAGCCAACGGUAAUUUCACGGCCCCCUACGAAAUCUGGCACGGCAGGCGGCGCAACUUCACCAAGCCCGAGUUCAAACCAGAGGCCAUAGAUAAGGGCGACAUAGAGAGUGCAUUAGCUAAAACGCGCAAGUCGGUGGCGGCGGACAGGGACGAGAAUUUGGCCGCCACAGUACUGGGCGCACUGCUCGUCACCGCGGGUUUUAGAGCCCCUCGCCCCGCGCAGCCCCCCCCUGCCCAACGAGACAACACACAAGUGGAGACCAAGAACACCGCCAAGCGUCCCGCACCCGGCCCUGCAGAGCCCACCCGGCCCCGGACCAAGGUCGCCCACCAAGCCCAGGAACCACAUCCAGAUCCAGGAGCCCCUUCGAGGAAUGAACAAGCGGUCCCAGAAGCAGGUACUGCCAGCUUCCUUGAUUACCCACGACUUGCUUUUCCAAGUAUAUUUGCGUAUGCGUGGAGCGUCUGGGACUACCCGCGGAGCGUGAAUAUCUUCAUUGCGGGGGACGCGACGUAUUCGGGUUUUUUGGGUUUUGCAUUUGCUGGCGGCUCGGACGUUGACCUUGGCAGAGGCUACGUGUUCGUGUCCUGGGACAGCCUUUCCAUGGACAGCUCCAAUUCGCCGACUAUGUAUCAUGAUGGGUCCAACACCCUCCUCCACGAGCUGUUCCAUCAUCUGGGUCUAAAACAUACAUUCGCCCCCCUCGAUUACGGGAGCUUUUCCACCGACUGUUAUCAAUACGAUGACUACGUCAUUGACACUCCAGUCUCAGGCCUCGCAACCUCAAGCAUGUUUCUUUACCCUGCUGCUGUGUCGUACUGUGUGGAGCUCUUCUGGGGCAAGUACGGCGGCGACUGGGAUGCGACAUACGUUCGUUGGAGCAGCACGCUGGGUAUCCCAGAUACUGACAAAAACGCCUGGGCAGACAGCUGUCCCGGUAAACCCGGGUACGACGAGCUGGGCAACUACAUGACGUACAACACCCCCGUCUGCUUCGCAGCUUUGGGCCAUUUCACGCCAGCGCAGGUGCAGCGGGCGCAUUACGUGACGGCGGAGCUGAACCCCGUGUUGUACGCUUGGGGCCAGUACUAUGCGCAGAACGCCGCGGCCCCCCCUCCUCCGCUGUCGUCAACCCCCUCGGUCGAUGUCUGCCGGCGGCUGGCGGGGCCUUUCCUGCAGGCAAACAGCUGCUAA
This is a messenger RNA of Volvox carteri f. nagariensis, 1440 nucleotides long. RefSeq lists its product as uncharacterized. The record is from RefSeq and is a predicted model, not a curated record. The transcript has 7 exons. Lineage: Eukaryota; Viridiplantae; Chlorophyta; Chlorophyceae; Chlamydomonadales; Volvocaceae. Bases 1 to 1440 code for a protein of 479 amino acids. Gene Ontology annotation, molecular function: metallopeptidase activity.